AUGCGGGGAGUACAGAUUUUCUCUGGGACAUCGCAUCCCACACUUGCUAAGGUGGUCUGCGACCGGUUAGGGACUCAACCUGCCCGGGCAGACUUAGGUAAAUUUGCCAAUGGGGAGACAAGUGUAAACAUUGGUGUCUCAGUACGGAACCAAGAUGUCUAUAUUGUCCAGAGUGGCAGUGAGAAGAUUAACGAUAGUGUCAUGGAACUCUUGAUCAUGAUCUCUGCCUGCAAAGGAGGUUCUGCGAAGUCCAUCACAGCGGUCAUACCGUAUUUUCCAUACUCUCGCCAAUCUAAAAAGAAGAGCCACCGUGGUGCCAUCACCGCCCGCAUGCUGGCAAACCUCCUUUCAGUUGCUGGAGUAGACCAUGUGAUAACAUUGGACUUGCAUGCAUCCCAGAUGCAGGGAUUCUUCGGCAAACCCGUGGACAACCUGUUUGCUGAACCCUAUAUCGCUCGUUGGAUCCGCAUGAAUGUUCCUGGCUGGAAAGAGGCAGUCGUUGUCAGCAAGAAUGCUGGGGGCACCAAGCGUGUUACAUCAUUGGCGGACACCUUAAAGCUCAACUUCGGCAUCGUCACUACCGAUAGGCGGCGGCCCAAGAUGAAUAUGGCUAUGACGGACAGCACCGUCUUCUUUGAUUCCAUAGAUGACGACUGCACGCCCGUCCAAAAAGAGGAUGAUCCGUUUGUACUUCACGUACAGACUGGAAGUCAUAAUAAUUCGCAAGUCGAAGAGGUGCAUAGGUUAUCUGAUAACAUGGAAUCAUUGUUAUCGGCAAAUGCCUUGCUUCCAGACAUUCUAACAGGUGCUCGACGCCCGUCAGAGCUAGAGGCUGCUCACGGGUGUACGGAUGUCCGAGUACACGACGUAAUCACUGGGAGACUCGUAGAGGGUCACCUCGUCGAUGAUGAUUAUCCUCCAGUCGACUCUAUGCCUGCGUCUGGAGACACUACACCCGGGCAGACUGUGGCAGAAAGCUCCGAUUCUAUUCCUGACCCAAUGGCGGAAUCCUUUGUCUCCACCACGUCUUCUUUACCGGGCGACCAUGCUCUUGGCGGCUCGUUUGAUGCUGCUGAAUCAUCUGAUGAAGAAGGUAGUGUUGGACGAGCUAUCGAGCGAGAGAAGACCAUUACUUUCGUGGGCGACGUCCGUGAUAGGACUGUGUUCAUCGUCGAUGACAUGAUUGACAAAAGUGGAUCAUGGAUUGCUGCUGCAGAGACUGUUGUGAAGAAGGGUGGUGCUAAGAAGGUCUACUGCAUCGCAACCCACGGACUCUUUGGAGAUAAAUCCCUUGAGCAAAUGGAAGAGUGCGAGGCGAUUGACUACAUUGUAGUGACCAACACUUUCCCCAUCUCGGAACAGAUGGUUAAGAAAUCGAAGAAGUUGGUCGUCAUCGAUAUAUCGACUCUCAUCUCAGAGAGCAUUAGACGCCAUCAUUAUGGUGAAAGUGUUUCGGCACUUUUCCAUCUGAACGACUAA
Aspergillus bombycis is the source of this 1479-nucleotide messenger RNA. Its product is annotated as ribose phosphate diphosphokinase subunit PRS1. Bases 1 to 1479 code for a protein of 492 amino acids. The transcript has 5 exons. Gene Ontology annotation, cellular component: cytoplasm; ribose phosphate diphosphokinase complex. Lineage: Eukaryota; Fungi; Ascomycota; Eurotiomycetes; Eurotiales; Aspergillaceae. The record is from RefSeq and is a predicted model, not a curated record. Gene Ontology annotation, biological process: purine nucleotide biosynthetic process; 5-phosphoribose 1-diphosphate biosynthetic process; ribonucleoside monophosphate biosynthetic process. Gene Ontology annotation, molecular function: ribose phosphate diphosphokinase activity; magnesium ion binding.